AUGUCGUCUGGUGCCUCAAAUGCUUCAGAAACCUCUGUUGAACCUGUCGCCUCGACUCCCGUCACCUCAAAGGAUGUCUCCGGGACCUCAGUGACAUCAGCACCCUCAGAUGGUGCCUUCUCACUGACUUCGACCGCGUUGGUGUCAGUGACUUCCGUUGGUGUGACCUCAUCAACUUCCGUACCAGUUUCCGGUUUCUCCAUGACCUCAACGAUUCCAAGGAAUUGUGACCUCGGCGCCGGCGAGAGCGCCACGAACCUUAUCACUGAUUUUGCUGGCGAGAAAGUAAUACCGGCUCGCUCCUCAGUGGCCUCAGUUGGUUUUUCUUCAAUGAUUUCACUCACAUCGAGCAGUUUAUCACUAUCCUCAGUUAAUUCAUUAUCUCUAAGUUCAGUCCCAAGAACUGAUUCCUCUGGCACCCGGGAAGCCUCAGCUGGUUUCUCCUCAGUGGUUUCAGCCACAUCGGCUGGUGCCUCCGUGGUUUCAAAAGCGUCGGUUGGAAUAGUGACUUCGUCCGCCUUCUCCUCGCUCGGUUCAGUCACAUCGGCCACCUUCCCAUCCACCUCACUGGUCUCAGCGGACAGCUUCUCGCUGAGUACAGCCGAAUCGAAUGGUUCCUGAGUGGUCUCAGUAAGUGUUGUUGGUCUGUCAGCAGUGACUGCAGCUUCCUGAACUGCUUUGUGAAUGACCUCAGUUACCUCAACAGCGUCAGCUGGUUUCUCCUCACCCACGUCACUUACAUAACUCAGCUUGUCACGAACUU
Messenger RNA from Pollicipes pollicipes, 763 nucleotides. Its product is annotated as chitinase-like protein PB1E7.04c. Bases 1 to 621 code for a protein of 206 amino acids. The record is from RefSeq and is a predicted model, not a curated record. The transcript has 3 exons. NCBI's taxonomy places the organism in Eukaryota, Metazoa, Arthropoda, Thecostraca, Pollicipedomorpha, Pollicipedidae.